Cladocopium goreaui is the source of this 741-nucleotide messenger RNA. The record is from the annotation of a GenBank genome assembly. NCBI's taxonomy places the organism in Eukaryota, Dinophyceae, Suessiales, Symbiodiniaceae.
AUGGGGCUGAAACACCAGCAAAUACCUGCAAGUGUAUCUGCAAUCUGUCAGGCAGACGACCCCUUCAGUUGCAGAAGUUGGGAUCGAACAAGGACCCCUGAUGCCUCGCCAGAUGAGAUAAUCGGUGGAAGAUUUGAGCGCCUCAGCAGCAUCGCUCGGGGCGGCGCAGCGACCAUGCACCAAGGGAAAUGCCUCAGGACUGGCAAAUUGGUGGCCAUAAAGUCGAUUCCGCAGGAAUCCAGAGAGGAUAGAAAAGCUGCUCUAAGCGAGGCGGCUUUCUUGCGUUCGCUGGAUCACGAUCAAAUAAAUCGACUGAUUGCAGUCGUCGAGGAUGAGUUCUGUGUGCAUUUAAUCCUUGAGUAUGCCCAAGGCACUGAUUUGAUGGAGACCCUUCUGAUGACUGGCCCCAUGGAAGAACAGCAGGCAGCGGAGAUCAUCCGACAACUUCUGGAAGUCUUGGCGUAUUGUCACUCUCAUGGCGUCGUUCACCGAGAUCUCAAGCCUGAAAACAUUAUGGUCAGUGGCGUCAGUGGCGAAAAGGAGAUCACGCUUGUCGACUUCGGUCUAGCCAGGGAAGCUGGCAAAGAACUGGAAGAAGGAGAAGAUGAAGGCACACCAGUCUACCUUGCACCAGAAGUGCGAAGCCAGACAUUGAUUUGUGAUGGCUCUCUGGACAUGUUCAGCCUUGGUGUGGUGCUCUUUGCCAUGCUUUCAGGCCAGAGUGCAAAAGAUGUGCAAUGA